This is a messenger RNA of Linderina pennispora, 741 nucleotides long. RefSeq names its product UPF0016-domain-containing protein. Lineage: Eukaryota; Fungi; Kickxellomycota; Kickxellomycetes; Kickxellales; Kickxellaceae. The record is from RefSeq and is a predicted model, not a curated record. Gene Ontology annotation, molecular function: manganese ion transmembrane transporter activity; calcium ion transmembrane transporter activity. Gene Ontology annotation, biological process: calcium ion transmembrane transport; Golgi calcium ion homeostasis; Golgi calcium ion transport. Gene Ontology annotation, cellular component: fungal-type vacuole membrane; Golgi apparatus. The transcript is spliced from 2 exons. The coding region runs from base 1 to 741 and encodes 246 amino acids.
AUGGCGUCAGACUCGCUGCUGGCGUCGAUUCUGAUGAUUUUUGUGUCUGAAAUUGGCGACAAGACAUUCCUUAUUGCGGCAAUUCUGGCAAUGAGCAAUCCGCGGUUGACGGUGUUUUUGGCGGCCUGCUCGGCGCUCUGGCUGAUGUCAGUGCUGUCGGCGUUCCUGGGCCACACGGUGGUGACGUUUGUGCCCAUGUCGUGGGUGUCGCUGAUGGCUGCCGUCAUGUUCUUGGUGUUCGGCGUCAAGCUGCUGCGCGAGGCGGGCGAGAUGGACGGCAGCGAGAUCCACAAGGAGAUGGAGGAGGUUGAGGCCGAGCUCAACGAGAAGGACACCAAGGCGUCGCAGAUGGCCAUGGAGGCCGGUGAGUCCGGCAGCGAGAAGAAGGCUGACGAUUCGUUCAACACCUCUGGCGUGCUCGAGUCGCUCAAGAACCUGCUGAGCCUGCUGCUGUCGCCGCUGUUUGUCGAGACGUUUGUGCUGGUAUUCUUGGCCGAGUGGGGAGACCGGUCGCAGCUGGCGACGAUUGCGCUCGGCGCGGCCAAGAACGUGUAUGCGGUGAGCAUUGGCACGAUUCUGGGCCACACGUGCUGCACGGGGCUGGCUGUGGUCGGUGGGCAGCUGCUGGCGUCGCGGAUAUCGGUCAAGAAGAUCACGUAUGCUGGAGGCGUCCUGUUCAUCAUCUUUGCUGGCCUCUAUGGCUACGAGGCGUAUCACCCCGACAGCGCCAUUGCCAUGUAG